Molecule: messenger RNA, 1772 nt
Organism: Neurospora tetraspora
Lineage: Eukaryota; Fungi; Ascomycota; Sordariomycetes; Sordariales; Sordariaceae
Product: P-loop containing nucleoside triphosphate hydrolase protein
Exons: 6
Coding region: 214-1317 (367 amino acids)
Biological process (GO): cytoplasmic translation
Cellular component (GO): cytoplasm
Molecular function (GO): GTP binding; GTPase activity
Source: RefSeq, a predicted model, not a curated record
CACUGAGCAGGGCCGCCCGCGCUGCGGCGAUUUUACCGCAUCGGCGCGGCGCUGAAACCAUGAAAUUUGCCCCACUUCCACCUUCAAAAUUCCCAAGAAACAAUCAAGACAAUCAUCAACUUGGAAAACAACCGCGCUCCGUCCUGUCACGACUGAGCAACCCUAGUCGCCCACCCAUAGUACAGAUACGCCAUCGCGUGAGAGCUAGCAAUCAUGUCGACCACGGUGGACAAGAUCAAAGAGGUCGAGGCCGAAAUGGCCCGAACUCAAAAGAACAAGGCGACAUCCUACCAUCUCGGACAGCUGAAGGCCAAGCUCGCCAAGCUCAAGCGUGAGCUGCUCACACCCUCGGGCGGCGGCGGCGGUGGUGGUGCUGGUUUCGACGUCGCCAGAACCGGUGUGGCCUCGAUCGGUUUCAUCGGCUUCCCCUCGGUCGGAAAGAGUACGCUGAUGAGCAGGCUGACGGGCCAGCACUCUGAGGCGGCCGCGUACGAGUUCACCACGCUUACGAGUGUGCCGGGUCAGGUUACCUAUAACGGUGCCCCCCUACAAAUCAUCGAUUUGCCCGGUAUCAUCGAGGGCGCCAAGGACGGCCGUGGUCGUGGUCGUCAGGUCAUCGCCGUAGCCAAGACGUGCCAUCUCAUCUUCAUCGUACUCGACGUCAACAAGCCGCUGACGGACAAGCGCGUCAUCGAGGCCGAGCUGGAAGGCUUCGGCAUCCGCAUCAACAAGGAGCCGCCCAACAUCACGUUCAAGAAGAAGGACAAGGGCGGCCUGAACAUCACCAGCACUGUGCCCCUCACGCACAUCGACAACGACGAGAUCCGCGCCGUCAUGAGCGAGUACAAGAUCUCGUCGGCCGACAUCGCCAUCCGCUGCGACGCCACCAUCGACGAUUUGAUCGACGUGCUCGAGGCCAAGUCGCGCUCCUACAUCCCCGUCAUUUACGUGCUCAACAAGAUCGACGCCAUCAGUAUUGAGGAGCUCGAUCUGCUGUACCGUAUUCCCAACUCGGUGCCUAUCAGCUCUGAGCACGGCUGGAACAUUGACGAGUUGAUGGAGGCCAUGUGGGAGAAGCUCAAGCUCGUGCGCGUGUACACAAAGCCGAAGGGCAAGAUGCCGGAUUAUUCGGCUCCCGUUGUGUUGAGGAGCAAUAGGUGCACGGUUGAGGAUUUCUGUAACACUAUUCACAAGACUAUCGUGGAUCAGUUCAAGGUUGCCAUUGUGUACGGAAAGUCUGUCAAGCAUCAGCCUCAGCGUGUUGGUCUUAGCCACGAGUUGGCUGAUGAAGAUAUCGUCACCAUUGUCAAGCGAUAAAGGGUUUUCGUGAUGAGUAUUCUUGACGAUGUGUUGUGGGUGUAUAUGAGACGAGACGAGACACUCACACCACGGACGGUGGCCCGGUUCACGUACACUAAUGCUUGGUCGACGCGACACAUUUUCGAGCCGAACGCAGACUGUAUGUGGGCUCGAUCGCUUGCUUUGACCACGGACGGUAUAGUAAACCAUGGGUUUGAUCAUGAGAGAGGAAGCCUACUCGGUCUUUGCGUGCCGAACGGGAAGCCAAAUUGCUUCUUCCCAUCACUGCACGGCAGUUCAUCGACAGAGAGACUGGACCGCGUGAAGAGACCUGGGGCCGAUGAAGUGUCAAAAUGAGGGCGGAAGGUUCCAAAACAAGGGAAGGGGGAUCAAAAAGGCUUCUAUAUAGGAUAGGAUCAGAUCAGAUCUAAAGAGCCAAGAUCAUGACGAUAAUGAAAUCACAUAUAUACCAA